GAUAACUAAGAAUACUUUCCAACAUAAUGGAUGGAAUCAUACGAGAGGGAGGCAAAAUUACAAGCCCAAUUGGGGAGACGAUUGGAAGAAGUCCAGAUCUGGAGGGAGAGCAAGAAGUUGGUGCUCUUCUUCUUCCUCCUCUUCUUCCUCCUCCUCGCAAAGGAAACGGAAAGCAAGAAAGGCGGCGGCGGAGGAGAUGGAGGGAGAGUGCUGGGCGUGAACCUGACCCAAGCAGAGCACUCAGAACAGAUGUUCAUGAAAUGGGUGCUCUUCGUGGGCAGCCUGAAGCACUCUCUCUUCAAGGCCGCCGCCAUGAACAGGCUCUUCCCAGCCAUUGUCCUCACGGUGGACAACAACCUUGCCCGUGGCGGCGGCGGCGACUUCGCAUCCAUUCAGGAGGCCGUCGACUCUCUUCCUUUCAUUAAUAUCCUCCGCGUCGUCAUCAAUGUCCAUGCAGGCGUUUAUACGGAGAAAGUGACAAUACCACCAACAAAAUCAUUUAUCACAAUACAAGGGGCCGGGGCGGAGUGUACGGUGGUGCAGUGGGGUGACACGGCCCAAACCAUUGGCCCAAAUGGGAGGCCUUUUGGUACCUAUGGCUCUGCAACUUUUGCCGUCAACUCUCCCUUCUUCAUAGCCAAAAACAUCACUUUCAAGAAUACGACGCCGGUGCCGCCGCCGGGAGCAAUAGGGAAACAGGCGGUGGCGUUUAGGAUAUCGGCGGACACGGCGGCGUUCGUGGGGUGCAGAUUUUUGGGGGCGCAGGACACGCUGUAUGACCACAUUGGAAGGCAUUACUACAAAGAUUGUUAUAUUGAAGGCUCCGUUGACUUCAUUUUUGGGAAUGGCCUUUCUCUCUUUGAGGACGGUAUUUUAUGGGCAAUACAAGUGCAGUGGGCCAGGGUCAAAUUAUGCAGGAAGAGUUUCAUGGUGUAGAGAGCUAACAGACGAGGAAGCUAAGCCUUUUAUUUCACUUAGUUUCAUUGAUGGCUCUGAAUGGCUCAGACUCUAAUCCAUCCAUCUACUAUACAUAUACCUACUCACCAACACAUGGAAAUUUAUUUACACGUACACAUUCCGCUGUGCCGGUGGAGACCGUACCGGGACCAAAUCAUAUAACUCUUUGGUACGAAUACUCCGGCCUGCCCUUCUUGCAGACCUUAGCUUGCUCUGAACGGGCUGAGGGUUUUCCAAUCAAUGUGCUAAUGGAGAAAUUCAGGACCUCGCCAGCCUGCCCUUCUUGCUCAGUUUGAGAUGAACUGGCUGAUGUCGAGAUCACUAGCUACUAUGCCGGUGGUGAUCGGGACCAAAUCGUGAUCUCUAGCCUGCCCUUGUUGCUGACCUUGCUCUGAAGAGUGUGUUUGGAGGCUUCGAGGCACGGGGAAGGUGAGAUUACUGUAGAUCUCACCUCUUUAAGGCAAGGUCAGUAAG
Molecule: messenger RNA, 1431 nt
Organism: Cuscuta campestris
Lineage: Eukaryota; Viridiplantae; Streptophyta; Magnoliopsida; Solanales; Convolvulaceae
Source: the annotation of a GenBank genome assembly